ACCGAGUACGACUCAAAUAAGUCAGAUCAAAACAAACCAAACCAAACCGGUCGGACACAAACUUGCAUGAAGAUGGAGCAGGACCACCGAUGGAAAAGCCAUGAACGACAAUACACCCUGACGGACUCAACAUUCACUAAGAGUGAGCUUCCUGAGGAGGCAUUGCCUAUCUCCCAAGCUACUCGACAGAGGGUCUACCCCCGUUGGUCUCGCGAGCGUCUCCAAAACGAAGCAGCUACGCUCAAGUUCAUCGCAUCUAACACAUCUAUACCCGUCCCCAAGUUCCUGGGCUUGUAUGAAGAGGACGGCCUACUACACCUCAAGACUGAGCGCGCGACAGGUAUUCCCCUAGAUGACUUGGCAUCUGACACAGCUACCAAACAUGUCGCCGACUGUUUAGAGUCGUCCAUUCUACCCCGGCUUCGCGAGCUACGACACCACACUACUGGCAGCGUCGAUGCCACUCUACCACUUAUUCCACCAAGUCGAAUAACGUGUAAUGACAAACGCCCGAAUUGGUCCCGAAAGACCUCAUGCAAUACAGAUUUUGUGUUCUGUCACAAUGACCUUAGCCAACACAACAUUUUCGUUGACCCGGAUACUUUCAAGAUCACUGCAAUCAUCGACUGGGAAUUCGCUGGGUACUUUACGGAGGAGUUCGAAUAUCCUCUGUGGGAAACGUCCUACAAGGACCGAGGACAAGAUUAUUUGCAAACUGAUUGUCUAAUAAGCUUUCUUGACGAUACUGGUUCGGCGCCAGUCGUUAGGGGCUUGUAAAGAGUCCCCGCGAUCAUCACCACCACGCUGUGCUCGCCCGGACUUGCACACUCGGCAUUGCCCAUCAUCUCCCUCCCGAUACCCGCACUAUCUAUCCGAGCACCUAGUCUAGGCUCGUGCAGCACGCGCAGCGAUGGACAAGGAAAGCGUGGUCGUAAGCGCAAGGUGGCUGCACGAGAAGUAGAGGGCAACGCUAGUGGAUGAGUCGUGCUCUGCUGGAAUAUGUGCGCGCUGAAAUGCAGCGAAGGGUCUCGUUGCCAUAAAACCUUGGUGUGGGCAAGACUGGCUGUGCCACAAUAUUCGCCAUGCCUUAGAGACUCCUCGUCGGCAGGCUGAGGAUACGUGAGCCUCUGUAAUUAGCAAGGUCGAUUAGACUGCGUGAACGCUAAAUAUUGGCGAAUAACAAUCCACUUCUUAAUGUGCUGU
Cucurbitaria berberidis CBS 394.84 is the source of this 1203-nucleotide messenger RNA. RefSeq lists its product as uncharacterized. The transcript is spliced from 2 exons. Bases 73 to 777 code for a protein of 234 amino acids. NCBI's taxonomy places the organism in Eukaryota, Fungi, Ascomycota, Dothideomycetes, Pleosporales, Cucurbitariaceae. The record is from RefSeq and is a predicted model, not a curated record.